CGCUCAGAAGCAGCGCCGCGGCCUCCCUCCUCCGCUCCUCUCCCCUCCCAAUCGCCGGCCGAUUUGCCGUCGUCUCCAAGGCUCUCCUCCCCCUCAAAUACCCCCCUCUUCCUCCCGUCCCCUUCAUCUCGCCGCCGCCUCAAACCCCACCUACUCGGCCACCGCGUCUCCCCCCACCCCCAACGGAGGACUCGGGAACCCUAGGUUUACUGCCCCUUCCACCCCGUAUGCAGCCCUCCUCCGAUCGGCGCCGCGGCGGCAACGGCGGUGGCGGUGGAGGAGGAGGAGGCCCCGUCGCGGUGCCUUCGUCCCGCGCCGUAUGGCGGCCCCGCUCUACCGCUCCUCGUGCGCCACCCCCCGCGCCCGCGGCCGCGGCCGUCCCCGACCGCGCCGCUCCGAUCCUGCCCUUUCCAAGUACGGCUUCGGAGGAACGGCCUCCCCAGCGCCGCCCGCGCCGGAGGAAUCACGGGAGUAGCGGCGGCCAACGCCGCGCCCCGCCGCAGGAGAGGCCGUCCGCGGCGCCGCCGCCAUCGGCGGCGGCGGCUGCGCCAGCUCCGACCCGCGGCGCGCCUCCUCCGCGUGCGGCGGGGGCGAAGGCCGCGGCGGCAGGGAGCGAUGGGGCGGUGCCGCAGCUGGUGCAGGAGAUCCAGGACAAGCUGGCGCGGGGGGCGGUGGAGUGCAUGAUCUGCUACGACAUGGUGCGGCGGUCGGCGCCGGUGUGGUCCUGCGGCAGCUGCUUCUCCAUUUUCCACCUACCCUGCAUCCGCAAGUGGGCGCGCUCCCCGGCGUCCGCUGCCGAUGCGUCGGACCCGGACUCUUCCUGGCGCUGCCCCGGGUGCCAGUCCGUGCACACCGUACCCGCGCGCGAGCUCGCCUACACCUGCUUCUGCGGGCGACGCCGCGAGCCCCCUAACGAUCUCUUCCUCACGCCGCACUCCUGCGGCGAGCCCUGCUCCAAGCCCCUCGAGAGGGCGGAUCCUGCCGCCGCGAAGGGCGCUUCCCCCAACGAUGCCGAAGCCACCAGGUGCCCGCAUGUGUGUGUCCUGCAGUGCCACCCAGGGCCUUGCCCACCCUGCAAAGCGUUUGCACCAGACCGGCUGUGCCCCUGUGGCAAGCAGACCAUUGUGCGGCGGUGCGCGGACCGGACCACGCCUGUGACGUGCGGGCAGCAGUGUGAUCGGCUCCUGCCCUGCCGGAGGCACCGUUGUGAGAAGGUCUGCCACACUGGACCUUGCGGGGAUUGCAACGUUCUCAUUACUGCCCAAUGCUUCUGUGGAAAGAAGACGGAGACAUUGUUGUGCGGGGACAUGGAGCUGAAGGGGAAUCUAUCUGAGAAGGAUGGAGUGUUCUCAUGCAGUGAAGCCUGUGACCACAUGCUGGCGUGUGGGAAUCAUGCCUGCCGAGAUGUUUGCCACCCAGGACCAUGCGGGGAGUGCGAUCUUAUGCCAGGAAAGGUCACCGCAUGCCAUUGUGGGAAGACAAGGCUGCUGGAGAAGAGAGAGAGCUGCUUGGACCCGAUACCAACCUGUGAGAAGGUGUGCGACAAGAAGCUGCCAUGCGGGGUGCAUAGGUGCAAGGUCACAUGCCAUGAUGGAGAGUGCCCUCCUUGUGUGGUGCGUGUGGAACAGAGGUGCCGCUGUGGUUCAUCGGGUCAGAUGGUAGAGUGCUACAAAGUCUUGGAGGAGGAAUUCCAUUGCAACAAGCCUUGUGGGCGAAAGAAAAACUGUGGGAGGCACAGGUGUAGUGAGUGCUGUUGCCCACUUUCAAAGCCGUUCGCUCAGCUUGAAGGGGGUAAUUGGGAUCCCCAUCUCUGCCAGAUACCGUGUGGCAAGAAACUGCGGUGCGGACAGCAUGGAUGCCAGCUUCUUUGCCAUAGCGGCCACUGCCCGCCUUGCCUUGAGACCAUAUUCAAUGAUCUGACUUGUGCAUGUGGUAGGACAUCCAUCCCUCCCCCGCUUCCUUGUGGCACACCAACUCCAUCAUGCCCACACCAAUGCUUAGUCCCCCAACCAUGUGGACAUCCGGCCUCGCAUCAAUGUCAUUUUGGGGAUUGUCCGCCUUGUGUUGUUCCAGUAAUGAGAGAAUGCAUAGGUGGACAUGUGAUGUUGAGGAAUAUCCCUUGUGGUUCUAAGGAUAUCAGAUGCAACCAACCAUGUGGAAAGAACCGGCAAUGUGGAAUACAUGCUUGCACCAGGGCUUGUCAUCCUGCCCCUUGUGAUGCGCCGCCUGCAAAUGGAGAUGCUAGCUCAAGCACUGGUAGCAGAGCUUCAUGUGGGCAGGUAUGUGGUGCUGCAAGGAGGGAAUGUAAGCACACUUGCACUGCUCCAUGCCACCCAUCAUCACCUUGCCCGGAUUUGAGAUGUGAAUUUCCUGUUACUAUUACCUGUUCUUGUGGUCAUAUUACUGCAACUGUGCCAUGCGGUGCUGGGGGAGCUUCCAAUGGUGACAAUAUGUUUGAAAUAUCCAUCAUACAGAAGCUACCAGUGCCACUCCAGCCAGUGGAAUCGGAUGGGAGAAGGGUACCACUUGGGCAGAGGAAGCUCUCCUGUGAUGAGGACUGUGCAAAGAUGGAGAGGAAGAGGGCCCUUGCUGAAGCAUUUGACAUCACCCCACCCAAUUUGGAUGCAUUACAUUUUGGUGAGAACUCAAAUGCAUCCGAUUUGCUUUCUGAUCUUUUCCGCCGUGAGCCAAAAUGGGUGCUGGCCAUAGAGGAGAGGUGCAAGUUCCUUGUACUUGGGAAGACGAGAGGGAAUUCUUCAGGCAACCUCAAGGUUCAUGUCUUCUGUCACAUGAUGAAGGAUAAGAGGGAUGCUAUCAGGCUCAUUGCGGACAGGUGGAAGCUUUCUGUUCAGGCUGCUGGUUGGGAGCCCAAACGUUUCAUUACUAUCCAUGUCACGCCCAAGUCAAAACCGCCUGCUCGCAUCCUGGGAUCCAAGCCAGGAGUACCUGUUACUGCGUCCCAUCCUUUCUUUGAUCCUCUUGUGGACAUGGAUCCAAGGCUUGUUGUUGCAAUGCUGGACCUCCCCCGGGAUGCUGAUGUUAGUGCUCUGGUUUUAAGGUUCGGUGGGGAGUGUGAAUUGGUUUGGCUGAAUGACAAGAAUGCCGUGGCUGUCUUCAAUGAUCCAGCUAGAGCAGCGACAGCGUUGAGGCGGCUGGAUUAUGGGUCUGCUUACCAGGGUGCUGCUGUAUUUUCGCCAAGCGGCAGCGCUCAGCCAGGCAAUAUCUGGGUUGGAGGGCAGAAAGAUGGAGCAUUGGCUACUAAGAGCAGUGCCAAUCCAUGGAAGAAGGCCACUGCCUCUGAGCCUGAUUUAUCCUCAGGAGACUGGACAGGUGUGCCUGGUCAUGCUCCUCCAGCAUCAGUAUGGAGGCGUGGCGGUGAUACUGUCGCUCAAGUCAUGGGGACAUCAAACCGCUGGAACGUCCUGGAGUCUGAUGCUGCCACAAGCUCCAGGGACGAGGAGAAUAAGCCUGCUCCUCGCGCCGAUGCUGGAUCCAGCGCAGGACCAAGCGCUGCACCACCGGUAAGUAAGAUGCAGCCGGAAAUCGAAGUUGAUGAUUGGGAAGAGGCUUGUGAAUGAGUCGGCAUCAGGAAGCUCGGUUCAGAUGGUUUUACCUUUAUUCUGAUCUUUUGGUCAAAUUUUAUAGUUGCUGGUACCAAAUGUAUUCUUACACUUUUAUGUAGUUCCUGAUGGCCUGGUGACUGAUCUGUGUGAUGUUGUCAUGCGGGCAAUUCGUGUAACGCCGCCGCUGCUUGUGCAGUCCAGUUCAUUGGAGCUGGGAAAAAGAAUACGUCGUAAAAUUGCCAACCUAUGCUUGCUCUGUGGUAUUGAAUUGGUUCAUUGUCAUGUAA
Messenger RNA from Oryza brachyantha (malo sina), 3850 nucleotides. RefSeq names its product NF-X1-type zinc finger protein NFXL1. Gene Ontology annotation, biological process: regulation of DNA-templated transcription. The coding region runs from base 228 to 3578 and encodes 1116 amino acids. NCBI's taxonomy places the organism in Eukaryota, Viridiplantae, Streptophyta, Magnoliopsida, Poales, Poaceae. The record is from RefSeq and is a predicted model, not a curated record. Gene Ontology annotation, molecular function: DNA-binding transcription factor activity, RNA polymerase II-specific; RNA polymerase II transcription regulatory region sequence-specific DNA binding; zinc ion binding. The transcript has a single exon. Gene Ontology annotation, cellular component: nucleus.